GAGGGAUACAGGGGGACUGUUUCUCAGGUGGAAGACGUAGGGCAUCAUGGCCGUGUCACGGCGCACACAUCCUUUUAAAUUCCAGUUUGUUUAUUUAAAAAGAAAAACUGGUCAAAGGGAGGCGGGCUACGGUCACUCGCAGUGCGAGUUAUCAAUGCGCGUUAUUCACUGUUGUGAAUAAAUCUUGACAUCGCUCGUUGUUGCUCGUCUGUCUGAACUGCAGUGAACAGGUUGCAGCUACCGCACAGAUACCGACUGAGUUAAGUAACAGCCAGUAAUAGCUUACAUUAUAACCUAUUUUUUUUUAACUUUUCAUUUUUUUUAAACUGGAGGCUUAGUCACCCAGGCGUCCCUUCGCAGUGAGGAAAUCGGCUCAGUUUGGAUCUGCCAUUAGAAUAAUGUGGCUGUCACCGCGAGAGGACGCACUGUCACAAUUUUAAGAGCAUAAAUGUCCCGCAACAUGCCGUUGGCCCAGAGCAACAGGCUCUGCAGCAGCUUCUGCUCUUCUCUUCUUGCAAACUGUAGCAGGAAAAAGCGCAGACUUUAGUGGCUGUUGUAAUAAAAGUUUUUUUUCUUAGAAAAGGAGUUUAAAACUUUUAUUUUUGGUUAUCAUUUUUAUACUUGUCAACUUUAAUGACGCUGAAGGUGAAUUUAUAAGUUUUCCCUUUUAAGUUUAUAAACGUAGGUAUCAUAUUUUAUAGAUUAAUUCAAAAUAAAAUAACUUUCUACAACACGAGUUUUGCACACCUAGCACGCUUGCAUGCAUAAGACAGCUGUUAAGUGUAUAAGGCCUUACUACAGUACAAUUUUCAUAUUUAAAACAAAUAUACCUCUUUUGAUGAGUUCAGAGAAAAAAACAAACAAACAUUAAAAAGGUAGUAAAUUCUUGCAGCUCUUCUAUAUCUUCCUUGGCCAAAUGUUGUAUUCAAUUAGAGCAGGCCCCUCCCCUUAACUGAUGACACUGACAGACCCUCCUUAAGUUGCGUCGCGCCACAGCUGUCUGCAAGCAUUGAGCUGCCUGGCGCCAUCCUGAAAGAAUGCCUUCACUGUAAAAAAAAAAAAAAAAAAAAAGAGAGAGAGAGAGAGAAAAGGAAAAAAAGAAGGGGGACUGGAAGGAGCAAGAGAGAAAGAGAGAGAGCGAGAGAGGUAGGGCAAGGGUGAGUAAGCAAGAGACUCACAGACCUAGAGGGAAAGAGAGAGAGAGGAGCGGAGUUAAUGGAGAGGGCUUCAACUGCGCACAAACAGAGAUUUGAUCAGUGAGUUUAACUUGCUGGUGCUGGUCAGUGCGCAGUGAGGCCAUCCACUGCAAACAAGCCCUGCCUGCGCCCCGUGCGAGCCUCCGCUACUUGUUGAGCUGAAACACUGACUUUUUUUUUUCUCGCUGUUUGUUUGCUAAGAGGAAGAAGUUCAGGAGCUCUGCGUGGGACCGGAUUCCAUUUUGGACGUAUUUCUGUGACAGCACCUCAGUUGCAUUUGUAAUGUUGGGUGAUCGGAAGCAAGCGCGGAACCUGUGGAUUUAACAAACACGCGGAUUUGGGACAGUUUAUUUCUUAUCUUUUGACUUGUACCAGUUUGCUUCAGCGUGCAUGAACAUUUGCUAAAGCAACGAAAAAAUAUAUCUAAAGAAAUCAAGCGAUGGAAGUAAGUGCGGACCAGCCACGAUGGAUAAGCCAUCAUCCCGCGGUGAUGAACGAACAGCAUCCUGGCUCACAUCACCCGGGCCUCGGCCACUCAUACAUGGACCCUUCGCAGUAUCCCCUCGCUGAAGAUGUGGAUGUACUCUUUAAUAUCGAUGGACAGGGGAACCACGUCUCUCCAUACUAUGGAAACUCUGUCCGAGCCGUCCAGAGGUACCCUCCUCCUCCACACAGUAGCCAGGUGUGCCGUCCCUCAUUACUGCACGGCUCUCUGCCCUGGCUGGAGGGGAGCAAAGGAAUCCCCCCGCACCACAGCACUUCUCCCUGGAACCUGAGCCCCUUUCCCAAGAACCUGCACCAUGGCUCCCCGGCCAGCCUGUCCGUCUACCCCCCAGCCUCAUCCUCCUCCUCCCUGUCUACCGGUCACUCCAGUCCACACCUCUUCACGUUUCCCCCGACCCCUCCCAAAGACGUAUCCCCGGAUCCGGGCAUAUCUACCCCCGGCUCCAGCAGCUCCGGGCGGCAGGAGGAUAAAGAGUGCAUAAAGUACCAAGUGACCCUGGCCGAGAGUAUGAAACUGGAGUCAGCUCACAGCCGGAGCGUGGCAUCAAUCGGAGCAGGGUCAUCCUCUGCCCACCACCCCAUCGCCACAUACCCACCCUAUGUCCCUGAAUACGGCCCAGGCCUCUUCCCACCAAGUAGCCUGAUAGAAGGUAGAGAGUGUGUGAACUGCGGGGCCACGUCGACUCCGCUGUGGAGGCGGGACGGUACGGGUCACUAUCUGUGUAACGCCUGCGGACUCUAUCACAAGAUGAACGGGCAGAAUCGCCCUCUCAUCAAACCCAAGCGACGGCUGGUACGUCUCCACCAUGUUUCUCUGUUGAUGACAUUUCCGUCUCUCUCUCUGUUUUUCCCCUAUCCAGGAAGAAGUAGGCCUAUUAGCUGCAGGAAAUUGACUCGACAAGUGCAGUCGGCAGCCAGGCGGGCAGGGACGUCGUGCGCAAACUGUCAGACGACAACGACGACGCUGUGGCGGAGAAAUGCCAACGGGGACCCGGUGUGCAACGCCUGCGGCCUGUACUUUAAACUGCACAAUAUCAACCGACCUCUGACCAUGAAGAAGGAAGGCAUCCAGACCAGGAACAGGAAGAUGUCCAGCAAGUCAAAGAAGAGCAAAAAGGCCCAAGAUAACAUGGACGACUUCUCCAAGAGCCUGAUGGACAAGACCAGCUCAUUCAGCCCGGCCGCUCUGUCCCGCCACAUGUCAUCCUUCCCCCCCUUUUCGCACUCCGGCCACAUGCUGACCACCCCCACACCCAUGCACCCCUCCUCGAGCCUCCCCUUCACCCCGCACCACCCUUCCAGUAUGGUCACAGCCAUGGGUUAGAGCUCCCCGCGGUGCACCACUCCUGAAUCCUCAGCCUCGCCACCACCGCACCUUUCGGUACCUCUGCUGCCCUGCUUCCAUAUCCUAAACGACAAACUGCUUCUCGGUCCGAUCUAAGCUCCCCAGUUUCACCGCCGAGCCACGGCGUGUGAGUGCGACAGGCUUUAGGCUCCUGUUCUCCUCAGUUGUAUCUUAUUUUUUAUAAAAAUCGAAGUGUACCUCUGCGAUGUGAAUGCUUUGCAGACUUGACUUGACUGUGGCGCACCGACCUCCAGGGGGACGUUUUUUUGUUUUCCCUCCUCCCCGAGCUGCCACCACCACAUUGAGGCUGUCCUCCCAGCUGAUCCACACGAUAAGGAGCUCCAUUUGUGUACAAAAAGCCAUUUUUCCACACUUGACAUCACAAAAAACUGACAUUAAAAGAACUUUUGUGACGCCCUCUUCCUCAAUGUCCAAACCCUACUCUCUUCACCUUGCACCUGUGUAACAGGAACCCCCCACCACCACCACCCCCACCCCCUUCCCGCUCCCUUGCUUCCUCUCCCUCUUCUCCUCCUUCUUCUGCUGAAGAUGAGGAGAGACAGACGUUGAAUAUAUUUGUACAAAUUGUAUGAAAUACAGUACAUUUAAUGAAGACUUUUUAAUUAAGUAAGAAAAAAAGGAAACAUGCCCCUGGGCAGCUAACAACAAGAAGGGUACGAGUCGCAGCAGGUGGAGAGACUUGCCACUGGAGGAGUGAGGAGAGGCUGCCUCCGAGUCCCGGAGGAAAGAAAAAAAAAAGGGAGGAGGAGGUGAGGGAAAGACUUUUGAGAAAGGGCAGGCCUCGGUUUUUGCCUGCAUGAAUUGUGUUGCAUUAAGUUUGCAGAGAGUCAGCGGCUCCGGCUGCAGGCAUCUCUCUUCUUCUUCUUCUUCUUUUUUUUUUUUUUUGGAUGUGCUAUAGGUCUCGGGCAAUUGGUUUGUGUUGAAGCGCGCACGUACAAGCACACACAUACACACACACACUUACACGCACACACUCGCACACACUCGCACACACUCGCACACACUCGCUCACCUGAAAGACUUUCUUCCUGCCCACAGAUUAUAUGCAUUGUGAAAAAAGUUCCUGUAUUUGUUAUUUGUAUGUAUAAAUCAGAGUACCAAAAAUACGAAAGAAACAAAGAUGUAGAAUUAUUUCUUUAUGUUAUGCAGACUGAAUGGUUGUAAAAAAUUUAAUAAUAAUCACUAGUGUAAAAUAUGACUGCUUUUUUGUUUCGUAAUUUUUUUUUUCCUCUUUGAAAAUAAUAAACUAGUUUAAUCUCUGUUGACAUGUUA
Molecule: messenger RNA, 4338 nt
Organism: Haplochromis burtoni (Burton's mouthbrooder)
Lineage: Eukaryota; Metazoa; Chordata; Actinopteri; Cichliformes; Cichlidae
Gene: gata3
Product: GATA binding protein 3
Exons: 6
Coding region: 1636-3024 (462 amino acids)
Biological process (GO): positive regulation of transcription by RNA polymerase II; immune system development; regulation of epithelial cell differentiation
Cellular component (GO): nucleus
Molecular function (GO): zinc ion binding; RNA polymerase II cis-regulatory region sequence-specific DNA binding; DNA-binding transcription factor activity, RNA polymerase II-specific
Source: RefSeq, a predicted model, not a curated record